GGUAGCAGCUGCUCAGUGCUGCGGACUGACAGACCACAUGCGACUGCAGUUCACUUGAUUACCGUCAUUGUUCUCUCCCACACCCACUUUUUUGUCUGUGUUUCGCCAACCUCAGCCCUGUCCACGUGUGAGACGGUCGACUUCCAGCUCCAGGGCAAGCUCUCCGUAGGGUUACCACCUUAUCUCAACAGAUCAUCCAAACCUCCUCUCGACGAGCCCACGAACACCCAACCUCCUCUACAAACCAAGUCGUAGGCAAAGAAGCCGCACAAUCGCCUUGGUCAGGCCAUUUCUCAGCAUAUCCAUCCACUGAAGCAUGUCUGCCGAUUCCAAGCCGCUCGUUGCGGUAUCCGGUGAUGGCAAGAAACUCGAGAAGAAGCCCGUCAAGUUCAGCAACUUGCUGCUCGGCGCAGGUCUGAAUAUGUUCGAGGUCACCACACUCGGCCAGCCGCUGGAAGUCAUGAAGACCACAAUGGCAGCAAACCGUAAAGACGGCAUGGCAGGCGCGAUUGCCAGAAUAUGGGGCCGAGGAGGCUUCUUUGGCUUCUACCAAGGUCUCAUUCCAUGGGCUUGGAUUGAAGCUUCCACGAAAGGCGCUGUCCUCCUCUUCGUUGCCUCCGAGGCUGAAUACUACGCCAAGAGCUUCGGCGCCAACAACUUCGUGGCAGGAAUCUCUGGAGGUAUGACUGGUGGCCUGGCGCAGGCGUACGCGACGAUGGGUUUCUGCACAUGUAUGAAGACCGUGGAAAUGACCAAGCACAAGGCCGCUGCUGUCGGCAAGAAGCCACCGGGCACAAUGGAGACCUUCAUGGCGAUUUACAGAGCUGAGGGUAUCAAGGGCAUCAACAAGGGUGUGAAUGCGGUCGCUGUUCGUCAGGUCACUAACUGGGGAUCACGUUUCGGUCUCAGCAGAGUCGCUGAGAACGGUAUUCGCAAGUUCACCGGCAAAGAAGACCCAAAGACGAAGCUCACCGCACCCGAACGAAUCCUUGCCUCUGCGCUCGGUGGAGGUCUCAGCGCAUGGAACCAGCCUAUCGAGGUCGUUCGUGUAGAAAUGCAGUCCAAGACUGAGGACCCGAACCGUCCCAAGAAGAUGACAGUCGCCAACACUUUCUCUUACAUCUACAAGCAGAACGGUAUUAGGGGUCUGUACCGUGGUGUCGCUCCUCGUAUUGGUCUCGGAGUAUGGCAGACCGUGUGCAUGGUUGCGCUCGGAGACAUGGCAAAGGAGCUCGUUGAGAAGGCCACUGGCGAGGCUGUCACAGCAAAACAUUAAAUUUGGUGCCAGGAAUGGGGAACAUUUGAUAGCAUCUUUGUGGUGAACAGAGAUAAAGGUUGCGAGUUCAAGAGCAGGGCUUGAUUUUCUUUGGUUGGAGCAAUGCAUGAGUGCUCCGGGACACGAGCAUUUGAAGAGCGACAUAUGAUAGAUCUGAACAGCGCUGUAUUCAGGAAGUGCUGGGCAAGUAGCCGUGAUAUACGUAUAUUUCUCGCG
Messenger RNA from Pseudocercospora fijiensis CIRAD86, 1492 nucleotides. RefSeq lists its product as uncharacterized. Gene Ontology annotation, molecular function: tricarboxylate secondary active transmembrane transporter activity. The coding region runs from base 317 to 1276 and encodes 319 amino acids. Gene Ontology annotation, biological process: alpha-ketoglutarate transport; mitochondrial citrate transmembrane transport. The transcript is spliced from 3 exons. Lineage: Eukaryota; Fungi; Ascomycota; Dothideomycetes; Mycosphaerellales; Mycosphaerellaceae. Gene Ontology annotation, cellular component: mitochondrion. The record is from RefSeq and is a predicted model, not a curated record.